This is a messenger RNA of Peromyscus californicus insignis, 4592 nucleotides long. RefSeq names its product prostaglandin-endoperoxide synthase 2 (gene Ptgs2). Gene Ontology annotation, biological process: response to oxidative stress; cyclooxygenase pathway. Gene Ontology annotation, molecular function: peroxidase activity; oxidoreductase activity, acting on single donors with incorporation of molecular oxygen, incorporation of two atoms of oxygen; prostaglandin-endoperoxide synthase activity. The record is from RefSeq and is a predicted model, not a curated record. Gene Ontology annotation, cellular component: cytoplasm; neuron projection. The transcript has 11 exons. Bases 136 to 2160 code for a protein of 674 amino acids. NCBI's taxonomy places the organism in Eukaryota, Metazoa, Chordata, Mammalia, Rodentia, Cricetidae.
GGGGAAAGCUGUGGCGUCCCCGAGCUCCUCGGUUCUCCACCUGGGGCACUGGAUGCGGGACUGGGAGGAAGCCGGGGACCCCAAAGAGAGCCAGCGUGGGCGCAGGCACAGGAACCACUCGGGGCGCCGGGAGGGAUGCGGAGGGCGGCGCAGUUCUCUUGGCACCACCUGGGGCAGCCGAGGGCAGCUUCCCGGCUUCCCUCGUCUCCGUUUGCGUGGCAGCCAGUUGUCAAACUGCGAGCAGAGCGCUUCUGGAGUGUCAGAGCCUGCCCACGAAGGAACUCCACGCUGCGUCCCGCCAGCUCUGCCACCGCCGCCGCCGCCGCCGCCGCUGCAACCUCCGCGAUGCUCCUCCGAGCUGUGCUGCUCUGCGCUGCCCUGGCGCUCAGCCACGCAGCAAAUCCUUGCUGUUCGAACCCGUGUCAGAACCGAGGCGAAUGUAUGAGUACAGGAUUUGACCAGUAUAAAUGUGAUUGUACUCGGACAGGAUUCUACGGGGAAAACUGCACUAUUCCUGAGUUUCUGACAAGAAUCAAGUUGCUGUUGAAGCCCACCCCAAACACAGUGCACUAUAUCCUGACCCACUUCAAGGGAGUCUGGAACAUUGUGAAUAACAUUCCUUUCCUGCGAAAUUUGAUCAUGAGUUAUGUGUUGACGUCCAGAUCACAUUUGAUUGACAGUCCACCAACUUACAAUGUGCACUAUGGUUACAAAAACUGGGAGGCCUUCUCCAACCUCUCCUACUACACCAGAGCCCUUCCUCCGGUAGCUGAUGACUGCCCAACUCCCAUGGGUGUGAAAGGAAAUAAGGAGCUUCCUGAUUCAAAAGAAGUUCUGGAAAAAGUUCUCCUAAGGAGAAACUUCAUCCCUGACCCCCAAGGCACGAAUAUGAUGUUUGCGUUCUUUGCCCAGCAUUUCACUCAUCAGUUUUUCAAGACAGAUCAGAAACGAGGACCUGGUUUCACCCGAGGACUGGGCCAUGGGGUGGACUUAAAUCACAUUUACGGUGAAACUCUAGACAGACAACAUAAACUGCGCCUCUUCAAGGAUGGAAAAUUGAAAUACCAGGUCAUUGAUGGAGAGGUGUAUCCUCCCACAGUCAAAGACACUGAGGUAGAAAUGAUCUACCCCCCUCACAUCCCUGAGCACCUACGGUUUGCUGUGGGGCAGGAGGUCUUUGGUCUGGUACCUGGUCUAAUGAUGUAUGCUACAAUCUGGCUUCGGGAGCACAACAGAGUGUGCGAUGUGCUGAAACGCGAGCAUCCUGAGUGGGACGAUGAGAGGUUAUUCCAGACAAGCAGGCUCAUACUGAUAGGAGAGACUAUCAAGAUUGUGAUCGAAGACUACGUGCAGCACCUGAGCGGCUACCACUUCAAACUCAAGUUCGACCCAGAGCUGCUUUUCAACCAGCAGUUUCAGUACCAGAACCGCAUUGCAGCUGAAUUCAACACACUCUAUCACUGGCACCCUCUGCUGCCUGACACCUUUCAGAUCGAAGAGCAGGAGUACAACUUCAAACAGUUCCUCUACAACAACUCCAUCCUCAUUGAACACGGACUCACCCAGUUUGUUGAGUCAUUCACCAGACAGAUCGCUGGCCGGGUUGCUGGGGGUAGGAAUGUUCCAGUUGCAGUAAAAGCAGUGGCCAAGGCCUCCAUUGACCAGAGCAGAGAGAUGAAAUACCAGUCCCUGAACGAGUACCGCAAACGCUUCUCCCUGAAGCCCUACACAUCGUUUGAAGAACUUACAGGAGAGAAGGAGAUGGCCGCAGAGUUGGAAGCCCUCUACAGUGACAUCGACGCCAUGGAGCUGUAUCCUGCCCUGCUGGUGGAAAAGCCUCGUCCAGAUGCUAUCUUUGGGGAGACCAUGGUAGAACUUGGAGCACCAUUCUCCUUGAAAGGACUUAUGGGCAAUCCCAUCUGUUCUCCUCAGUACUGGAAGCCAAGCACUUUUGGAGGAGAAGUGGGUUUUAGGAUCAUCCACACUGCUUCCUUUCAGUCGCUCAUCUGUAAUAACGUGAAGGGCUGCCCCUUCACCUCCUUCAAUGUGCAAGAUCCACAGCCUACCAAAGCAGCCACCAUCAAUGCAAGUGCCUCCCAUUCCAGACUAGAUGACCUCAACCCUACAGUGCUAAUCAAAGGGCGUUCAACUGAGCUGUAGAAGUCUAUUGGUCAUAUUUAUUUAUUUAUAUGAACAAUUUAAUUUAAUUAUUUAAUAUUUAUAUGAAAUGCCCUUUUCACUUAACAUCUUCUAUAACAGAAGGCAAUGUUCUGAACCAUGUUACAUUUGUGAAGAUUCGUGUGUUUGUACUUUAAAUAUGUGUUGCCCUCAAGUGAAAGAGAAAAACAGCUUCCAGUCUUUCACAUAAACCAGGGGGAAAUGAAUUUUGAUAUCUUUUUACUUGAAUUUCAGCUCAUAGUAUAUCUUAAUAAGAACAAAGGAAAGAUAUUUGAAUACUUAAAUGCUAUUACAAGAUGAAAAAUGCUACAAGUGUCUACACUGUUGAUUAUGACUCCUGUCUUCCAUGCUACGUUGGGAGCAGCUAAUGUGGAAAUUUAAAGAAAUCUUGCGUAUUUUUUAUCUCAGAAAACAAAAGGUAUAAGUUCAGUUUUCAGUGAACAUUUAAGGUAGAUACUGCCAACAAGUUCAUUUUAAAAAAAAAAAGUCUUGAAUAAUUUGAAAUGUCUAAAUUGAGAGUUUGAAUUACUUUUGAAGGCUCUUACUUUCUUAAGCUAUUGAACUUGGACCCACACCAAUAAAAUAGUUAUUAUAAACAAAAAUCUCUAAACCUAGUAGAAAUUACAUUGUGAUUGAUGGUUAAAAUACUAUGUCAGUGAUUUUCUUUUCUCAGUGGUAGUGAAAUGUUACUUACUGAGAUGGCAAGACCUUCCUUGUAAGUCAAGAUGCCAGCGUAGGAAGGUGGUGGAGCCUCUGCUGUCCUAUCUUAAGAGUGUAUGUUCUUUAAAGAGUUUGUUUAUAUUGGAAUCAAGCAAAAUCUUUAGCAACAAAAAGAUUUACAAAUAAAAUAACCAAGGACAGAGAAGGAUUCUGAAUUAAAGAUCAUAUUUGAGGUUAUACUUCUAAAGGAGACUUUCUGAUCCUUGUAUGAUACUGGCCUGGUACUCAACAGGUUUUUGCUGUGAGGUUAAUGACUUACCAAGCUGGACUUAAGCAGUUUUUCUCUUCUAUAGCAUGAUGUUAACAAUCCAUCUCACAAUGCAAAAAGUAUCAGUGGCUUUGUGAGCUUCUUCAAAGCGUUGAAAUCUAUUCUGUUGCAUGCUACCUGAAAUGCAGCAGGUCCCGUGCACUGAGUCCAGCCUGGAUGCCAGCACGCUGCUCCCCCUAUUUCUUUUUCUUGUCGCCAUUUUACUACGAGAAACUGCUGAUCAGUUGUUCUUUGCUAUUUUCCAGGUUUUUGAUUUUUCUUUGCUGUUUUCUAGGUUUUUAGUAUCAGGUCUAUUCUCUCUUUAACCUCUAUUAAUAUUUUCUCUACUUGAAGUUUUACAUUCAGGAAAACCUCAGCUCAGGACUACUAGGUACCUCCCCUUUGGAGGAAUAAAUUUAUUUUAGGCAAAAGGCAGAAAUUUUUACUUAUAAUUAUACUGAAGGACCCUACCAAGAUAUGAGAAUACCUUCUAUGGAAAUGUAAAGGGUUCAUGACAAGAAAGUUAAACAUUCUUGUUGUGAAGAAUGGCUUUCUUACUUAGAAACCAAGUUAGUUAGUGAGUAGUUCUGGGCAAUAGUAAUAAAUGUAAAACAAUAAUGAUGAUAAUUCUACAUCUCAUUAUCAGCUGAGGUACUGUAUAUUACUUAAUUUAUUAAGGAUAAUUAUGUCUUUUAGACAUUAUUGUUAUAAACUAUGUUUAAGCCUACAAGUGUUUGUUUUCACAUUAUGUCAGAAUCAAUGUACUUUUUUUGUGAUUACCUCUCUGAAUUCCUGUGUAAACAAUCAAACAAAAUAAUGAGAUUAAUGUUCGUGGAUAAAUUUUAAGAAGUCUAGUCUGGUAUAUUGAGAAGUUUAAAGCUGGAAUUUACACACAUAGCAGACUGAAGAGAACAUUGUCUUAUGUAAACAUGUUACAAAGACUGACAUUUUUGACAUUUUGAAGGCCCUGUAGAUGCUUUAUUAAUUAGUUAGAUUACCUUAUUAAGAAAUUCUCUUCAAAGCACUAUAGGCAUUAGUAUUCACGAACCAAGAACUGAUUACAGAUAAUAUUUAUGUAAAUAACUGAAAAAUGUGUCUUAAUAAUAGAAAGGAGAAAUUUAUUUUAUUACAAAGAAAUUACAAAAUAUUUUAAAGAUUAUAUGCUUAAAAGGUUUAAGAUGGAAAAACAAUCAACUUUAGAAAAAAUUGUAUAAAAAUUUUUAAUGUCAUUUUUUUUUUUAAACAAGCCAACUUGAUUGUUGUGAACAUGAACCUGCUGAAUGAACCUGGAAAUUCAGGUUAAGUGUGUGAUUGUUAGUUGCCUGAGAGAAAUGUGUAUUUAAAUUAACUUAUGUGAAAAAAAAGUAGACUUAGAACAAAUGCUUGUUUAUUUUUAUACUAUUUAAAAAUUGAAAACUUGUGAAAAUAAAAUUUGAUUGUUUCUUUA